AUGGCGUUGCACAGAAGCGGAGCCUUGGCCUCCGCUGCCUCCAACGCAGGAGGAGGGGCGCCACCCCCGCGGAAGCGCGAAGAUGAGCCUUCUGCUUUCGACGGGGACUACACACAGACCAUGACCUUCCGGCUGGACGGGAAGGUGGUGACGGAGCCGACAAAUCACGACCGGGUUAUGCGCCAGUGUGACUACUAUUUCAAUUAUCAGAACUGGAUCGACGGACAGAACACUGCCGUGGCAAGCAAGAAGCGGCCCGGGAAGACCACUGGGGAUGGCGGCUUCAAGCGCCGCCGCUGA
Effrenium voratum is the source of this 300-nucleotide messenger RNA. Lineage: Eukaryota; Dinophyceae; Suessiales; Symbiodiniaceae. The record is from the annotation of a GenBank genome assembly.